AUGCUCAUCCCACGCAACGAAUCGAGCUCAAAAUUAACGCGCCGAAUUAUCUUUUAUCACCAAACUCACUAUCGAGAUGAUCGGUACAUUUCAAUCCAGCCCACAAUCCUUCCCGGCGCUGGUGUCACACACGUCAUUGUCGCAGCGAUUCAUUUGAACUCUGAUCGCAUUACCCUCAAUGAUGAUGUGUACGACUCAGAUAAGUUUAUCCCACUGUGGGAUGAAAUCCGUCAACUUCAAGCAGCCGGCAUAAAAGUGCUCGGCAUGCUUGGAGGUGCGGCGCAGGGCUCGUACACGAAGCUUGACGGCUCGCUUGAGGGCUUCCACAGAUGGUAUCAGCCGCUGCGCAAGAUGAUUGCCUGGGCCAAAUUUGACGGGCUGGAUCUUGAUAUUGAAGAAGCCAUGUCGUUGGGCGGUGUAGUCCGCCUGAUCGACCAUCUAAAAACCGACUUUGGGCAAUCCUUCCUCGUCACACUUGCGCCUGUCGCACCGGCUCUGCUUAACAGGCAGAACCUAGGCGGUUUUAACAUCGAAGAGCUUGAGAAAGGGCUCGGUUCACGAAUAGCAUGGUAUAACACACAGUUCUAUUGUGGAUGGGGCGACAUGAGCAAGACGCACGACUACGACACCAUCAUCGCGCGCGGCUGGCCACAGGAAAAGGUCGUCAUAGGUCUUGUCACCAACGCGUCGAAUUGCUCGGGACACGUAAAAGAAGCAAAACUGCGCGAAUGUCUCAAUGAGCUUGUAAGCAGAUAUCCGCGGAUCGGUGGAGUAAUGGGCUGGGAAUACUGGAACGCUACGACGGAGGAAAGCCCCGAGAUUGGCACGCCGUGGAAGUGGGCCGAGAUGAUCAAUGACAUGUUGAAUUCAGAUGCAAAGGGAGGAGAUGGUCCUAGCGGGUAA
Fusarium sp. VM40 is the source of this 903-nucleotide messenger RNA. The record is from the annotation of a GenBank genome assembly. Lineage: Eukaryota; Fungi; Ascomycota; Sordariomycetes; Hypocreales; Nectriaceae.